Salvelinus fontinalis (brook trout) is the source of this 5050-nucleotide messenger RNA. Its product is annotated as nucleolar protein dao-5-like. Gene Ontology annotation, molecular function: protein binding. The record is from RefSeq and is a predicted model, not a curated record. NCBI's taxonomy places the organism in Eukaryota, Metazoa, Chordata, Actinopteri, Salmoniformes, Salmonidae. The transcript has 24 exons. Bases 128 to 4426 code for a protein of 1432 amino acids. Gene Ontology annotation, cellular component: nucleolus; nucleoplasm.
GGUCAAAGUUAAAACGCUUACCAUAUGCACGAUGUGAAGAACGAAAGCGUGCACACUGAUGUGGCCAAGUUGAUUCAAUUCGUUAUCAUUUCUGUUAUUUAGUUGUGUUUGUGUUAACGUCGGGAAUAUGUCUCCAAAGAAGAAGCAUGGGUCAAGUCAUCAAUUGACCCAUUUGAUCUACCGACAUUUGAAGGAAAACGGCUUCCAGAAAGCUGCAGAAGAACUCAGAAAGCAUGUGAAGGGCAGAGAACCAGAAGCCUUUUCAACUUCACUACUGGACAUCUACAAUAAAUGGUUUGGAGAUGCUUCCAAGAGUACAAAGACGGGAACAGAACCGGAUUCUUCUGAGUUAAAAAAUAACCGCCAAGCAGACCCUGAAAGUAGCACAGAGAGCUCGAGUUCAGCAACGGAAGAAGCAACACCUGUUCAAGCCUCCCAGACCCCAAAGCCUCAGGGCUCAGCUAAGGCCAGCCCAACUAAGGCCAAGACUGCAGUGCAGACGACUCUUGGAGGGAAGGGGACAGACAGCUCAGAGGACUCUGAGAGUGAGGAGCCACCGCCACAAACAAGCCCUGCAACGCCCAAAGCCUAUCAUGUUCCAGCUGCAAAAAUCAAGGCCCAGUCAGAGGUCACGCCAUCGACCCUAACCAAGGCCAAGUUAACCACUUCCACGCCUAAAUCUGGGGCCUCCAGCAAUACCACUGAUACGUCUUCAGACAGGAAAGAGGCAACAACAGUGAAAACACCAGUGACGCCAACCAGUAAACCAACAGCCAAGACGAAAGCUAUUCCAACUAGAGCAGUGAUUGUUGCUACUCCAAGCAAGGCCAAGGCAACAACUGCCACACCUACAUCUACAGCAUCCGACUCAUCCAGUUGCAGUAGUGAGUCGUCAGAUAGCGAUGAGGAGAGUCCAGCGGUGAAAACACCCACAACGCCAAAAGCAACACCUGCAAAACCAGUAACGCCAAUUAGUAGAACAUCAUCAACGGCCAAGCCAACAACCAAAUCGAAGACUACAGCGCCAGAGACUUCCAGUGACACCUGUGAUUCAUCGUCAGAAAGUGAAGAGGAAGGUCCAACAGCGAAAACACAGACAGCGCCAGUGAAGCAACAGACAGCAACACCAACAGCCAAGAUGAAAGCCACCCCAGUUAAACCAGUGGUUGCUGCUACCCCAAACAAGACCUCAGCUAGUAAGGAGUCCAGUGACAGCAUUGAUUCAUCAUCAGACAGCGAAGAGGACAGUCCAGCAACGGAAACAGCCACAACACCGGCGAAACCCGCUAAAAAUGCUACCCCGGCUAGAGCUGCGUCUGUUGCCGCUGUCACAGCCAAGACUACAACAACAGAGUCAUCUAGUGACAGCAGUGGAUCGUCAGACAGUGAAGAGCAAAGUCCCGCGGUGACAACAGCUGCAAUGCCGAAAGCUACAACGGGGAAGCAAACAAAAGCAACAUCAACAGCCAGGACGAAAGCCCCUCCGAGUACCCCACUUAAACCAGUGGUUGCUGCCACUCUAAGCAAAACCCCAGCUAGUAAGGAGUCCAGUGACAGCAUUGAUUCGUCAUCAGACAGUGAAGAAGAGGGUCCGGCACCGAAAACAGCCAUGACACCAGCCCCUCCUGCUAAAGCGGCGACUGUUGCCACUCCAAGCAAGCCUAAGGCAACAGCCACUCUCACAGCCAAGACUACAAAACCAGAGUCAUCUAGUGACAGCAGUGAUUCAUCAGACAGCAACGAGGAGAGUCCAGCAACAACAACAGCUGCCACGCCGAAAGCUACACCAGUGGCGCAUCAGAAAACAACAUCAACAGUCAAGACGAAAGCCCCUCCGAGAACUCGAGUUAAACCAGUGGUUGCUGCCACUCCAAGCAAGACCCCAGCUAGUAAGGAGUCCAGUGACAGCAUUGAUUCAUCAUCAGACAGUGAAGAAGAGGGUCCGGCACCGAAAACAGCCAUGACACCAGCCCCUCCUGCUAAAGCGGCGACUGUUGCCACUCCAAGCAAGCCUAAGGCAACAGCCACUCUCACAGCCAAGACUACAAAACCAGAGUCAUCUAGUGACAGCAGUGAUUCAUCAGACAGCAACGAGGAGAGUCCAGCAACAACAACAGCUGCCACGCCGAAAGCUACACCAGUGGCGCAUCAGAAAACAACAUCAACAGUCAAGACGAAAGCCCCUCCGAGAACUCGAGUUAAACCAGUGGUUGCUGCCACUCCAAGCAAGACCCCAGCUAGUAAGGAGUCCAGUGACAGCAUUGAUUCAUCAUCAGACAGCGAAGAGGACAGUCCAGCAACGGGAACAGCCACAACACCGGCGAAACCCGCUAAAAAUGCUACCCCGGCUAGAGCUGCGUCUGUUGCCGCUGUCACAGCCAAGACUACAACAGCAGAGUCAUCUAGUGACAGCAGUGGAUCGUCAGACAGUGAAGAGCAAAGUCCCGCGGUGACAACAGCUGCAAUGCCGAAAGCUACAACGGGGAAGCAAACAAAAGCAACAUCAACAGCCAGGACGAAAGCCCCUCCGAGUACCCCACUUAAACCAGUGGUUGCUGCCACUCUAAGCAAAACCCCAGCUAGUAAGGAGUCCAGUGACAGCAUUGAUUCAUCAUCAGACAGUGAAGAAGAGGGUCCGGCACCGACAACAGCUGCCACGCCGAAAGCUACACCAGUGGCGCAUCAGAAAACAACAUCAACAGUCAAGACGAAAGCCCCUCCGAGAACUCGAGUUAAACCAGUGGUUGCUGCCACUCCAAGCAAGACCCCAGCUAGUAAGGAGUCCAGUGACAGCAUUGAUUCAUCAUCAGACAGCGAAGAGGACAGUCCAGCAACGACGACAACCUCAAAACCACAAACGACACCAGUGACACAAGCCAAACUGAAAGCAAUGUCAAAAGGCAAGACGAAAGCCACUCCAGCUAAGCCAGUGGUUGCUGCUACCCCAAGCGAGGCCCAGGCAACAUCCACUGUCACACCUACAAGGACAGCGCCAGAGUCGUCCAAUGACAGCAGUGACUCACCAUCAGACGUCCCAGAUGAAGCCCCAGCAAAGCAUGCUGAGGUUCAACUUAAAACCCCUGCUUCGGCUAAGAAGACCCAGAGUGGGAGAAAGGGAAAUAGACCUGCUUCUAAGGACCUACUCCUACUGCUGAGCAAUCUUACUUCACCCGCAGCUAAAGCCAUUGAGAAGAAGAGCGGCCGUAGUGGAGACUCCUCAGUUGAGGAAACUCCAGCUGUUACAGCAACACCUGCUGUUGCUCCAGCCACAAAUAAAGGAAAGAGGGUGGCUGCAAAAGACAAGAAAGCAACCUCGUCGAAAAAAGCACAAGCCUCAGCUCCAUCAGCCAAGAGGAAAAGAGGUGAAGACAAACCAGGGGACACGUCCGUUAGGGGCAAAAAGAAGAAGACCUCCCCUGAGACUCUCAUGGCUGCCCUGCCUCUGACCGUUCUUGGUCCUCCUCCUACAGGGGGAGACGACUCUGGCUCGGACACAGAUCUGGAUGUGGAGAAGUGUAAGAGACUGGCACUGGAACUAUCAGACACAAACAUCGCCAAAAUGGACGCCAUCACUCCACCUGCUCUCACCUCACCAGCCGCAGCAGCGAAGAAAACAAGAGCACCGAAGAAGCCCAGGGCUAACGCUGCAUCGAAGACACCUAAACUCAAGGCUGGCGCUGCAGUGGAAAAGUCUAGUGCUGCUGAAAAGGUCAAGACUACAGCUGAAAAGGGAGAUGGGAAUGGGAAGACCAAGACAACUGCAAAAGCUAGUAAAACCAAGUCCAGUCAGGCUAAGAAGGCAGCCCCUCCCACCCCAUCAGUUAAAACAUCUCCCACCCCAUCCCCUGAAGGCCAAGCAGAGAUCAACAAUAAUACUGCCGACCUUACGACCGUGGCAGACAAACAGCCACCCACCAUGCCUGCUACCCCAACGCCUAAUGGAAAACCGUCAGCCAAGAGGAUGAGGAAUAGGCAAAAUAAGAACAAUAAUAUUAAAGCAGAUGACAAUUCACCACAACCCCAAAAGAAGAAAAGGGAAACUGGCGAAGAGAAGACUGAUGAAAAGAAAAAUGAGACUGUAGAAGAGAAGGAAAAGAAGGAGAAUGGUGCAAAAAAGGAGAAGGGAACGAAGAAGAAACAGGAGGAGAUAAGAAAGGAGAAUGAGAUUAGGAUGGAACUGGAAAAGGAUAAGAAGAAGCAGAAAACGAAUGAGAACUCUGUUGACAAGGAACCACCACCUCCAUCCACCACAGUAACACCUGAUCCUCCAACAGAGAAGAAAAAGAUGAAAAAGCUGAAACUCUCAGAGACUGCAGUGCCUGAGAUGCCAGUCACACCUGCCCAAGACUCCAUCCCUGUACAGCACCCUCCAGCACCCACAGAAUCCCCACCUAAAAAGAAAAAGAAAUCAUCUAAGAGUAAGUAAGGCCUUUAGAGAUGAAGACUAUCUUAAAGGGGCCUCUCAAGUGUAUGUGGACCUGGACGCAUUCUACCUAAAUGGCAGUGGAGCAAUAACGGGUAAAGACUGUCUGUCCACACAAUGGUCUCCCUAGACUAGAUCAACUGGGGAUUUGUUCUAUUUUUUUUACAUUGUAUACUGUAACAAAUUAACUCUUUUCCUGUUUUGCUAAAGUGGAAAGUGUUUUUUUGCCUAUUUUUUUAACUGUAAGUGCAUGUCCUGUACAGGUUCUAACUGUUUUCCUAUUUGAAGAUGGCAUACUAUGUGAUGUGCUGCAGCUGUUUUUAUGUUACUGUACAUUUUAAUUAAGGUGUUUUCUUGCAUGUUCUUGUGACAGGGAAAACAAUGAUUUAUUGGAAUGUUACGUUUAUGACAGCGUCUGCUGCUUUGCCUCACAUGGUGGAUAAGGCCGAUCCUAAGUGGAGGGAAAGAUCAGAGGAACCUCAGAGCCAUUGUUUAACCCUUACACCCUAGUAAUGAAUGCAUAAUAGGAAAAUGAGAAAUACUACUAGGAUUUUUUUUUUUUUUUUAAGUUUCAUGGUCAAAUGUAUUUACUGUAUCUUUUUCACAAAUUGAAGUCAUUUUUCCACA